CGUCGCGUCCCGGCUCCUAGGGAUCGCCACUCCGUGCGCCCCGAGUCGCUCCUGGCGUCCCGCGCACCCCCGCCCCGCCCCGCCGCACCCCUCUCUCCCUUCGAGCCGCGCCGAGCCCGGGCCGCGUGGGCUGAGCCGGGAGCAGGUCCGGGCGCGGGGAGGGGACCUGGCCAGCUGCCGCCGCCGCCUCCUCGCCCGCCGCAAACUUUCACAAAGCGGCGGGUCCGGCCUCAUCAAUCUGCAUUAAUAAUAGUUGGUUGGGCCGCGGGGGGCGGGCGGGGUCCCGGGCCGGCCGGGCCACUGGGAAGGCGCGGGGCGCGGGGCGCGGGAGCCGGGCGCGGCGGCGGGCGGAGGGAGCAAGUGAAGCGUAAUUUGAGGAAGAUGGAUGAGUCCGGAGGGCGACACCCCCAGCCCGCCCGCCCGCCCCCUCCCUCCUUAUGAGCGAGGGAGCGCGGCGCCGGAGCCACACUGCGCCGAGCCCGCGCCCCGCCGCCACCUCGGCCCGCGCGCCCGCAGCGAGCCCUGCGUGUCCGCGCGGGGCGCACGGCGGGGCCCGGGCAGCGCCAUGCAGAGAGCGGCGGGCGGCGGCGCCCCCGGGGGCAGCGGCGGGAGCAGCGGCGGCCCCGGCGCCGCCUUCUCCAUCGACUCGCUCAUCGGGCCGCCGCCGCCGCGCUCGGGCCACCUGCUCUACACCGGCUACCCCAUGUUCAUGCCCUACCGGCCGCUCGUGCUGCCGCAGGCGCUGGCCCCCGCGCCGCUGCCCGCCGGCCUGCCGCCGCUCGCCCCGCUCGCCUCGUUCGCGGGCCGCCUGAGCAACACCUUCUGCGCGGGGCUGGGCCAGGCGGUACCCUCGAUGGUGGCGCUGACCACUGCGCUGCCCAGCUUCGCAGAGCCCCCCGACGCCUACUACGGGCCCCCGGAGCUCGCCGCUGCCGCUGCCGCCUCCAACGCCUCGCGAAGCAACCCGGAGCCCGCGGCCCGGCGCACGGACGGAGCGCUGGAUGCCGAGGAGCUGCUCCCCGCGCGCGAGAAAGUGACUGAGCCCCCGCCGCCCCCGCCUCCGCACUUCUCAGAGACUUUCCCGAGUCUGCCCGCAGAGGGGAAGGUGUACAGCUCAGAUGAGGAGAAGCUGGAGCCCCCAGCAGGAGACACAGCAGGCAGCGAGCAGGAGGAAGAGGGCUCAGGUGGUGACAGCGAGGACAGCUUCCUGGACAGUUCUGCAGGGGGCCCAGGGGCUCUUCUGGGACCUAAACCGAAGCUAAAGGGUACUGGCGCUGAGGAGGGGACACCAGUGGCCACAGGGGUCACCACGCCCGGGGGGAAAAGCCGACGGCGGCGCACAGCCUUCACCAGCGAGCAGCUUUUGGAGCUGGAGAAGGAGUUCCACUGUAAGAAAUACCUGAGUCUGACAGAGCGCUCCCAGAUCGCCCACGCCCUCAAGCUGAGUGAGGUGCAGGUGAAGAUCUGGUUUCAGAACCGCCGGGCCAAGUGGAAGCGCAUCAAGGCCGGCAAUGUGAGCAGCCGAUCUGGGGAGCCCGUGAGAAACCCCAAGAUUGUAGUACCCAUACCUGUGCACGUCAACAGGUUUGCUGUGCGCAGCCAGCACCAACAGAUGGAGCAGGGAGCCCGGCCAUGACCAAGCUCCUGGGGACCGGAAGUCAAAGGACCUGAACCUGUGCCUGCCCAAGACUCACUGGGUGCUGCAGCCUAAGUGGACCCCGCUCUGGGAGAGGCCAGCGUGUUCUCAGGACUGCAGAUGAGUAUUUGGCCUGAGACUGUUCUAGAGACCUCAGG
Grammomys surdaster is the source of this 1794-nucleotide messenger RNA. RefSeq names its product gastrulation brain homeobox 1 (gene Gbx1). The transcript has 2 exons. Gene Ontology annotation, cellular component: nucleus. Gene Ontology annotation, biological process: regulation of nervous system development; regulation of transcription by RNA polymerase II. Lineage: Eukaryota; Metazoa; Chordata; Mammalia; Rodentia; Muridae. Gene Ontology annotation, molecular function: DNA-binding transcription factor activity, RNA polymerase II-specific; RNA polymerase II transcription regulatory region sequence-specific DNA binding. The record is from RefSeq and is a predicted model, not a curated record. Bases 386 to 1636 code for a protein of 416 amino acids.